Messenger RNA from Symbiodinium necroappetens, 1176 nucleotides. The record is from the annotation of a GenBank genome assembly. Lineage: Eukaryota; Dinophyceae; Suessiales; Symbiodiniaceae.
GAAUACUGCCUGCUCUGUGGCAAAGGUGCAACGGCUGGGCACUUGGCCACAGAGAAUCACAGCAAGGCAAUGGCCAGCUGGGAACGACGUGGCCGUCCACAACUGAUAAUCUCGCCGGAGAGAUUCUCCGACAACGAACGCCUGCAAAUGUGCCUGCAGGGGUAUCUUCUCAAGUUCUCAGACGAGCAGAUUCGUGUGGUACAGGAGCGGGUGCUCCAAACAGAAUGGUACCAAAGCCAGGGAAAGUACCAAGGCCCGGUGCCACUCGAGUCGGAGAUAGUGCCAGGCGAGUCAUCGGCAGCCCCCUCGAAGUCGUUGACAACAGGAGCUGGCAUAUGGACGGCGGAGCCGCCGCCCAUCAAGGGGAAGACCGCAUCCUCGGGGACACCGGUUGCAAAGGAGAAGGCCACAUCCUCGGGGACACCUGUUGUGAAGGAGAAGGCCACAUCAUCGGGGACACCGGUCGCGAAGGAGAAGGCUACAUCCUCAGCGACGCCGGUUGCGAAGGAGAAGAUCACAGCCCAAAGGGCGACCCUUGGAUCCGUUGGCACCACAGGCUCGGAGCAAUUCACCGCAAGUUCUGAGCAGCUCGGAAGAUUCGGAAGAACGGUGGGGACACUGGGUCGCAAAACCAUCGUGGACUCGCCGGCCAGUUACCCCUCCGAAGGCUUCGGGGUCAAUGGCACCGGAGACGCCACCGAAAGCGGUGGCAUCUUCACCGAAAACGGCAUCUUCUCCGAGAGCAGCGGCAUCUUCUCCAAAGGCAGCGUCUUCACCGAAGGCGGUGGCACCGAAGGCGGUGGCACCUCUUCCGCCUCCACGCCCAUCAUCAGCGCCGCCUACCCCUACGGCGCCACUACCUCCACCGGCGGAGGGCCCUUACCAGUGGGCGCCAAUGAGCUAUGCGGGUGCCCAGCACAGGGCAAUUCUAUCCAGCCUAUGGGGGGAGAGCUUUCACGCGCGAGAGAUGAUGGGACUUAUUACCCCGCAAGAGCGGGAGCUUUGGACGCAAGCCCGGCUAAGCUCGACAGCCACCUCGCGCCAAGUGCGCCCUCGGAGGGUGCUACCGGCGCCAUCAGCAGCGCCAGGUGCCACGCCACAGGCAACAGCAGCACCGCCAGGUCACCGAGCCCAAGCACGCCACCGGCGGUUCCGGGACCUAUGCCUAUGCCCUAA